AUGAUUCGCUUGCCUGCUACCAGCAUCUCCCUCUCGGAGCGAGACAUUGAUUUCCACCUUCGCCAAGCAGAGCUCUACCAUGGCCUCCGCAAGCAGGGUUUCAAGAAGGACGAUGUUGUCCGCUACCUGAGAGACUAUCGCGAAGCCGCGGCACAAACGGCAGGCCAACAUACAGACGGCUUCAAUCUGUCCGCCCCCAGCACUGUUGAGCUGUCCAUCGGUCGUCCUCACCCAUCAUCCCCAUCAAACGGCGAUCUACCACUACCGUCCAAGCAAGGCUCGGACCAUUCUUCUUCGACCGCGCCCACGAGUUCCUCAUCCAUCCCCUUUCCGGACUUUCCUUCCGAUUUCACUGAACCCGAGUCGGAAGCCGAGCAGCUCAUCAACCACAAGAUCCAAAAUGUCGAUGAUGAUCGGAAAGCCUCUCCUACCCCCAUGCCACCAUCUCUUAACCCCAAUCAGCAUGCUCCUCGGCAAAGUUCUCUGCUGCGUUUCGCCCAAGCCGCUUCUCCAGAACGGCUCGCUGUUGACACCGAGGACGGAACAACCGGGCCUACUGUAGUGUUUACCCCCAAAGCCAAGAAGUACCGACGUCGGAGUACCACCCACCCGUACCAAUCCUCUGAACGAGAGUCUGCGGGCGAGACAUACGCAUUUGGCCAGGUCUUGGACCGCAUGAGCCGAAUGUCGUUAGGGGAAGAUGACCACAAUGAUAAGCUGGAGAGCUCGUCUUUCACUCUGCCACCAACAUACUCGGCCAGCGUUGAGACUUCUUCAGCCUCUGAUCUCCAGUUCGCAAGCCCACUGAGUGAAGAUGGAUCUGAGGACUCCUCAAGUGUCACUUUCGUGCGCAUGCCCAUUAAGCAUCGUCGAAGCAGCAGUCUGCUAGGACGAGGAUACUCUAUUGCAGAUGUCCCCAGCUCUCCUCCUCUCCCGACAACUCCUGCCAGAGAAUUCACCAGACAAGCCCGCGCGUCUUCUGACUCCUCUCAAUUGCCAACCACACCGACUCCCAUUCGCAAUGCUAGUAGUGUCCCACAGAUCGAGCCAAGACCUUACAGACAACAGCUUGAUGGGCACUCUUUCUCCGUGUAUAACGACUCGCUUCCUGCAUCAACUCAACCUGGAACACCUGCCGACCUGUCGAGACAACCAUUGAUCACUGAGCAUGAUGCGGCUUAUACCGCACCUCCUGCAAUGAUCCGUUCAGGCCAUCACGGUCAUCGCGCUUGGGAGCGCGACAUUGGUGAACAGAGCCCGACCGCAAGAGCUAUGACAUUGCGUAGCAGGAGAAACAGGGAGUUGACGCGGAGUGUCAUCGCUGAAGGAGUGAGAUUGAACAGGCUCAUGAUGAGGGAUGAGGCUAUGUUCACACAGCGAAGAAUUCGAGCUGCCGCUGCGGCGAAUGAGGACGCUGAGGUGGAGGCGUUGCCACAGAUCCCCGACGACGUAUGGAGGGAUAAUCUCGAUGCGGACCGCGUUGGGGAAGAGAACUUCGACGCGGGGCUUGAUGUUGGUGGAAGGCGAGUGAUGAGGGCCGUCAGUGGCAAUGCCAGGUUCGAUACUUAA
Messenger RNA from Cladophialophora yegresii CBS 114405, 1569 nucleotides. RefSeq lists its product as uncharacterized. The transcript has a single exon. Lineage: Eukaryota; Fungi; Ascomycota; Eurotiomycetes; Chaetothyriales; Herpotrichiellaceae. The record is from RefSeq and is a predicted model, not a curated record. Bases 1 to 1569 code for a protein of 522 amino acids.